AUGGAGAGCUUCGAUAAUAUCUACCUCGACCUCUCCAAGCAGCCCGGAAAGUGCAAGCUUGCGGAAAGUGGCCUGGGAUGGAAACCUUCUGGUGAAGGCGAGACUUUCACCCUCGAUAGCAGCAAUGUCGGCGCAGCCCAAUGGAGUCGAGCGGCAAAGGGAUUCGAACUGAAAAUCUUGUCGCGCUCGUCGGGUGUUAUCCAACUGGAUGGCUUCGAUCAAGAGGAUUUCGAGCGAUUAAGCAAGGCCUUCAAGAUAUGGUAUGGAAUAAACGUGGAAAGUAGGGAGCACGCUCUCCGAGGUUGGAACUGGGGCAAGGCAGAAUUCACCAAGGCUGAGCUAUCUUUCAACGUCCAAAACCGACCUGCGUUCGAAGUCCCUUAUUCCGAAAUCUCGAACACGAACCUUGCGGGAAAGAAUGAAGUCGCUGUCGAACUCGCUCUUAACACCGAUGGCGCCGAUGCCAAUGCCCAGCCAGCCGGUAGCACCAAGAACCGUGGCCGGAAGGCCGCUUCGGGCCCUGAUGAAUUGGUCGAGAUGCGCUUUUAUAUCCCUGGAACAGUAAUGAAGACAGAGAAGGGCAUCAAGGAAGAGAAUGGCAAAGAAGAAAACGGCGAGGAAGAGGAGGAAGGCGAAGAACAGAAUGCGGCCAACCUUUUCUACGAGAUGCUCAUGGAAAAAGCAGAGAUUGGAGAUGUGGCUGGCGAUACGUUUGCUACCUUCCUCGAUGUUCUUCAUCUUACGCCCAGAGGUCGUUUCGAUAUCGACAUGUACGAGUCUUCCUUCCGACUACGUGGCAAAACCUACGAUUACAAGAUUCAGUACUCUUCUAUCAAGAAAUUCUUCUUGCUUCCCAAGAAUGACGAUACACAUACGCUCAUUGUUCUUGGACUCGACCCCCCUCUGCGACAGGGCCAAACUCGGUACCCAUUCCUGGUUAUGCAACUGAAGCUGGACGAAGAAAUUAGCCUUGAGCUUAACAUGACAGAUGAAUUGAUGGAGACUCGCUACAAGGACAAGUUGGAGCCUCGUUAUGAGGAACCGAUUCAUCAGGUCGUAACCAAGAUCUUCCGCGGUCUUUCGGGCAAGAAGGUCAUUAUGCCAUCGAAGGACUUUGUCAGCCAUCAUGGUCACAGUGGGGUUAAAUGCUCUAUUAAGGCCAACGAAGGUCUUUUGUACUUCUUGGACAAGAGCCUAAUCUUCGUCCCGAAGCCUGCUACGUACAUUCAGGUCGAGAACAUUGCCAUUAUCACGAUGUCCCGUGUCGGUGGUGCUGUGUCGGCCAGCAGAACCUUCGAUAUCACAGUCAGUCUGAAGGCUGGCAUGGGAGAGCAUCAAUUUAGUAACAUUAACCGUGAGGAACAACAACCUCUCGAGGAAUUCUUCAAAGCGAAGAACAUCCGAUUCAAGAACGAAAUGUCUGACGACGCUGGGGCUCUACUUGCUGCCGCCCUUGACAACGACGUUAUGGGUUCCAGCGAUGACGAGGGCGUACGUGCCGAUCGUGGAUCGGCUGACGAGGAUGAGGAAUCUAUCGACGAGGACUUCCAGGCCGAGUCCGAGUCUGACGUUGCAGAAGAGUACGACUCGGCCCAUGAAAGCAGUGGCAGCGGGAGCGACGCCGAAAUGAACGACGCUUCCGAUGGCGGCGGCGACGACGACGACGAUGAUGAAGACGUAGAUAUGUCGGAAGAGGAACGGCCCAAGAAGAAAUCUAAGGUUGGGAAAUAA
This is a messenger RNA of Aspergillus oryzae RIB40, 1731 nucleotides long. RefSeq names its product FACT complex subunit POB3. Gene Ontology annotation, cellular component: FACT complex; nucleus. The record is from RefSeq and is a predicted model, not a curated record. The coding region runs from base 1 to 1731 and encodes 576 amino acids. Gene Ontology annotation, molecular function: histone binding; nucleosome binding; DNA binding. Lineage: Eukaryota; Fungi; Ascomycota; Eurotiomycetes; Eurotiales; Aspergillaceae. The transcript has 7 exons.